This is a messenger RNA of Vicia faba (fava bean), 276 nucleotides long. NCBI's taxonomy places the organism in Eukaryota, Viridiplantae, Streptophyta, Magnoliopsida, Fabales, Fabaceae. The record is from the annotation of a GenBank genome assembly.
AUGGAGAUGCUUGAAGAAUUGUGCAUUCUUGAGAGUCGCAGAGAGAAUAAAGGUGAAGAAAGGUUGCAGGUGGAUGAAGGUGGUAAUGCUCAAAAUUUCAUUGCAUUAGAAAAUUUCAGCAUUCUAUCAGCAUUUACAAUAUGCGGUUUCACUGAACAUGAGAUUUACGACGACUCCAUCAACAUAGCUUGUAACAUGGUGGCAGUAGGAAAUCAAGCUAGCAUAAGCAAGAGUGGACAAAAAUUAGAAUUUUCUUGGAACAUUAGGAAGACUUGA